Pezoporus flaviventris is the source of this 816-nucleotide messenger RNA. It is a transcript of the gene SNX12, whose product is annotated as sorting nexin 12. Gene Ontology annotation, biological process: late endosome to Golgi transport; endocytic recycling. Lineage: Eukaryota; Metazoa; Chordata; Aves; Psittaciformes; Psittacidae. The coding region runs from base 238 to 726 and encodes 162 amino acids. Gene Ontology annotation, cellular component: retromer complex; early endosome membrane. The transcript is spliced from 4 exons. Gene Ontology annotation, molecular function: phosphatidylinositol-3-phosphate binding. The record is from RefSeq and is a predicted model, not a curated record.
GCAGGUUCCGGGGCAGCGCCGUGUCCAGCCCCGCGCCCUGAAUACCUAUUCCGCUUAUGCAGGCGGUGGCGCUGGCGGCCGGGGCGCGGCGGCAGCUGAGAGGCCCCGAACCCUGGAUACCCGCUGAGUUAUGCAGGCAUCAGAGGGGCGGCGCCGCGCCGUGCGCAGGCAGGGCGGGCUGCGGCAGCGGGCGGGCCGGGUGCGGCGGCGGACGGCGGCGGCGGCACCACCACCACCAUGUCGGAGGCGGCGGUGGCGGACACCCGGCGUCUCAACGCCAAGCCGCAGGACCUCACGGACGCGUACGGGCCGCCUAGCAACUUCCUCGAGAUCGACAUCUUCAACCCGCAGACCGUGGGCAUGGGCCGCGCCAGAUACACGAGCUACGAGCUGCGGAUGCGGACAAACCUCCCGAUCUUCAAGUUGAAAGAGUCGUGUGUGAGGAGACGGUACAGUGACUUCGAAUGGCUGAAGAAUGAGCUGGAACGGGACAGUAAGAUUGUAGUGCCACCACUGCCUGGAAAAGCUUUGAAACGACAGCUUCCCUUCCGGGGAGACGAAGGCAUCUUUGAGGAGUCCUUCAUUGAGGAGCGGAGACAGGGACUAGAACAGUUUAUUAACAAAAUUGCUGGACACCCCCUGGCACAGAAUGAGCGCUGCUUACACAUGUUCCUGCAAGAGGAGACUAUUGAUAGGAACUACGUCCCAGGGAAAGUACGCCAGUAGGAGCACCUGGCAGCGUCUUCCUCCAUUCCACCCUCCUUCCUGCAAAAAUGACAUUUAUUUUUACACUAAAUCUGUCUUCUCUGAACCAGC